CAAGCUUCAAGUCUACAUUGUAUAUGCAAAUAUGAUGUGUGGUCGUUGUGGUCUAGGAUUUGUCCCAGUAGCUUUGGCUCUUUUUUCUUUGGCAACGUUCGUAAUAACGUAUAUCAUCUCACGUCUUCGCAAUGACACAUCAUGGUUCCCCGCCAUAAGCGACACGGCCGAUCAUUCUCCCGAAAGCAAUGUGUUUGGAUUUCUUUUCAACAUGUGCGCUGCUGUGGCUCUGUUGACAACGUUUAUUCGUUAUCUUCAACUUAGACACGAUGCCGACUGGAAUGAAAGAGACAGGCAGCUUCUCAUAAAACUUAACAAAGUGGCCAUGCUUUUUGGAGUUUUGUCGAGUCUUGGAGCGUGCAUAGUGGCUAAUUUUCAGGUACUUUUUGAGCAGCUCUUUCUCUCUAAGUUCAAGUUUGAUCAAGUUUAUUUUAGCUUGGUUCAAUUUUUUAUGGCUCAGUCAAUUCGCAGCGUGCAGCCAUAGUUAAUUGAGUGGAAUGGUUAUGAAACCCGUCAGACUCCUUUGUUAUAUGUUUUUACUAGGCCCAGGUCCCAAUUGUUCAAAAGGUGGAUAACGCUACUGAUCCCUCGGAUAAAUUUCUAUCCAGUGGAUAUGGUGUGAUAAUGCCCUUUAUUACAUCCACUUUGAAAUCACUGGCUAUCCGUGCAAUCUGAUUGGCUCUCAGCAGUGUGAUUUAUUCCUAAAUCGCACCAUUUUUUGCGCUAAAUCGCAUCUUUUCCAAAUCGCGUCAUUCAUGUUCUAAAUCGCAUCAUUUCUGUUUUAAAUCGCACCAUUUUUGUUCUAUAUAUCGCAUCAUUUCUGUUUCGAAUACAAAAUGAGAUGUAAAAGCCUUUUUGUUUCGGCUUUUUAACAAACCGGCUACUCGAUCAAUAAAAUAUUAGUACUGACUAAAUUCUGCGAUUUCAAAAUGGAUGUAAUAAAGUGGUAAUUGAACUUCGUGUCGUGCAAUUUUGGUCUGAAAUCAUACUUGUGAUUUCAAAUCAAACUCGCGCUGCGCGCUCGUUCGAUUUUGAAAUCACGCGUAUGAUUUCAGACCAAAUUGCACUCCACUUAGUUCAAUUACUAUUAUUAAAACUAUGGAAAACUGAACCAAGCUUUAAAAUAUGCACAGGUAAAUUUUCACAUAUAAGGGGUGUACAUAUUAGUUUAUUGUUAUUAAUUCAAAAUAUUUUGCCGUAACCUAAUUGGCUUUAAUCCACUGGCUAAUUCUUUAUAAGCUGCUGUCACUGACCAUAAUUUGGAAGAUGUAGGCAAUACACCAAGUCUAACUAAGCUACUCUAAGCUAACCAUACUACAACCAGCCAAAAAGAAAAGUGUGAUUUUAUCAGGGGUUUUCAAAUGACGUCACCAACAUUCAAACUAAGAAACUAUCGAUUCCUAUGAGUUUCUACUUUCACAAGGUAUUACAGCACCUAAAAACCUUUAUUUACACAAUUUUUCGGUUCCAAAGGGUUCUUCGUUUUGCGAUAGAAGACACUUGAAUUUUCAGGCUUUUGCACGACGCAGCAUUUAGCGGACAGCGGGGAAAGCUCUUAUGUGGGUUAAAAAGGUUACCUGAUUUUUUGAGAUUUUGGGAUCUAAAUGUCCUUGUCUAAGAAUAAAUAUUACUUAAAACUUUAUGAGUUCCUCAAGCGAUGAAUUCACACAUAAGUAGGAAAACUCAAAAACAGAUGUUUCUGUUGGUUUCCGGCGGCCAUAUUUGUGCCCACAAAGCCUUAUAAAUUUGGGUAAAACGUUUUUUUGAAUAUCUCAGAUAUGAAUUAUUGCACAGACCUGAUUCGUGCUGAGGCUUUUUGUAUAUUUAUCUUCUUUCAUUUCCCAGAUUCAGUGAAAACAGAGAAUACGCUGAUUGUUCACAUCUGUAAUGCUGAAAGAACCGCAGUUCUAUUCGCUUGUUACAAUAAUUAUUCAAUUUCGACUCAAAUAUGAAAAACAUAUGAACUGUUUUGUAGUGGAUUUCAGCCAGGGAAAUACUAAAAAUAUCAAGCAGAUUUGAUUGGGCUUUAUAGAGAGGGGGGCUUAUCUGAGAGAGGAGUGGCUUUAGGACUUUGCACUAGGGAAUAUUAAAAUAUACAACUUUAACCGAGAGUGAGGUCAUUACGGGGAAAUCUCAGACCAAGUCCUUGAUGUAUUGACCAAGCAAUAGCGAGGUCAAUACAUCAAGGCUUAGGUCUGAGAUUUCCCCGUAAUGACCAAACAGAUGAGGUUAAGAAGUUCUUUAUUAUAUGGCCUUUUCAUUAUUGACCUGGGCUAAUGAUUAAUUAAAACCAACAACUUGUCAGCGGAUAGAAUAAUGACUUAUUAAUGACUUAUUAAUGACUUGUUCACUCGAGUCCAUGUUACAGACAGGUGACACUGGUCAGCAGAUACCUUUUUGACAGCUGUCAAUUGACCAGAACAGAGAUGUCCAUAAGGAUGUCCAGUAUCAAGUUAAACACAGAUUGUAUAUGCCUUGGACACCUAGCUAGUAAUGCCCAGUCAAUACAAGAAAACAGCCCAUCAGAGCAUACAUACUGUUGUAGCCAUAUGGUAAAUUAGUUUGAGGUUAAGUAUUAUCAAUAAAAAUUAUUAUAUUGUAAUAUCAGACAUCACUUUGUGCAGGAACUUAUUCAUUAACUUUAUGAUUUAUUGUCUUGACAUUUUUGUCAAAAUGAUAUAAAUGCCUUCUUUUGUUUUUUGUUUUUCUCUUCUUACAACAGGAAGAUGCAGUUGCUUUUGUGCACAUUAUUGGUGCCCUGAUGGUGUUUUUAUGUGGUAUUGUCUACAGCUGGAUUCAAUCCUUGAUCUCUUAUAAGAUGAAGGUAUGUGGUCUGAUAACCAGCACUCUACUGGUAUUACGACUUCUCCUGACCAUUGGAGCAACUGUCUUCUUUAUUGCCUGUGCUGCAGCGACCUCCUAUGCAAGUAAAGACUGGGUACGUUACCAUGCCAGUGGUACUACAUAUCCACAAAGGUGGGAUCCUAACGAUAAAAACUACAUUCAUCAUGUUGUCGGUGAUGUGGCUGAGUGGCUGACAGCUUUGAUGCUACUGGGAUUCAUGGCCAGUUUUUUUGGAGAGUACAGAUUUGUGAAGAUGAAGAUUGUAGUGUCAAGGCGCACUCAGCAGUCUGUACCGCUUGCAACUGGCAUGGGUUCAGAUGAUCCGCUGUACACGUCUCUGUAUGUUUAAGUGUUACAAAACCAUAGGAUUAAGAAGAUCAUGAAAAUACUGUUUUAUAAGAAUAUAUCAGUUGCAUGACUGUAGGUGUAGACUAGGAAAAUACACUGCAAUAGUCCAUAUGGUUUUCAGCUAUGUUAGGAUUCAACUUAGUUUAUAAAUUAAUANUUUCAGCCAGGGAAAUACUAAAAAUAUCAAGCAGAUUUGAUUGGGCUUUAUAGAGAGGGGGGCUUAUCUGAGAGAGGAGUGGCUUUAGGACUUUGCACUAGGGAAUAUUAAAAUAUACAACUUUAACCGAGAGUGAGGUCAUUACGGGGAAAUCUCAGACCAAGUCCUUGAUGUAUUGACCAAGCAAUAGCGAGGUCAAUACAUCAAGGCUUAGGUCUGAGAUUUCCCCGUAAUGACCAAACAGAUGAGGUUAAGAAGUUCUUUAUUAUAUGGCCUUUUCAUUAUUGACCUGGGCUAAUGAUUAAUUAAAACCAACAACUUGUCAGCGGAUAGAAUAAUGACUUAUUAAUGACUUAUUAAUGACUUGUUCACUCGAGUCCAUGUUACAGACAGGUGACACUGGUCAGCAGAUACCUUUUUGACAGCUGUCAAUUGACCAGAACAGAGAUGUCCAUAAGGAUGUCCAGUAUCAAGUUAAACACAGAUUGUAUAUGCCUUGGACACCUAGCUAGUAAUGCCCAGUCAAUACAAGAAAACAGCCCAUCAGAGCAUACAUACUGUUGUAGCCAUAUGGUAAAUUAGUUUGAGGUUAAGUAUUAUCAGUAAAAAUUAUUAUAUUGUAAUAUCAGACAUCACUUUGUGCAGGAACUUAUUCAUUAACUUUAUGAUUUAUUGUCUUGACAUUUUUGUCAAAAUGAUAUAAAUGCCUUCUUUUGUUUUUUGUUUUUCUCUUCUUACAACAGGAAGAUGCAGUUGCUUUUGUGCACAUUAUUGGUGCCCUGAUGGUGUUUUUAUGUGGUAUUGUCUACAGCUGGAUUCAAUCCUUGAUCUCUUAUAAGAUGAAGGUAUGUGGUCUGAUAACCAGCACUCUACUGGUAUUACGACUUCUCCUGACCAUUGGAGCAACUGUCUUCUUUAUUGCCUGUGCUGCAGCAACCUCCUAUGCAAGUAAAGACUGGGUACGUUACCAUGCCAGUGGUACUACAUAUCCACAAAGGUGGGAUCCUAACGAUAAAAACUACAUUCAUCAUGUUGUCGGUGAUGUGUCUGAGUGGCUGACGGCUUUGAUGCUACUGGGAUUCAUGGCCAGUUUUUUUGGAGAGUUCAGAUUUGUGAAGAUGAAGAUUGUAGUGUCAAGGCGCACUCAGCAGUCUGUACCGCUUGCAACUGGCAUGGGUUCAGAUGAUCCGCUGUACACGUCUCUGUAUGUUUAAGUGUUACAAAACCAUAGGAUUAAGAAGAUCAUGAAAAUACUGUUUUAUAAGAAUAUAUCAGUUGCAUGACUGUAGGUGUAGACUAGGAAAAUACACUGCAAUAGUCCAUAUGGUUUUCAGCUAUGUUAGGAUUCAACUUAGUUUAUAAAUUAAUACAAAUAAAGUUUGAAUCUCAAGACUUGAAUAUGGGCAUAGUGCAGCAUAGUCCCUAGCUGUUCCACCUCCGUUGAAAGUGGAAUCUAGGAGAUCAACUAUGAACUAGGCUAGGCAAAGUCAUAAAACUUGAGCAACUGACUGGUGAAGUGAAUAGAAGAGAAUCGUACAUGAUUGGUGAAGUUAAGUCACGUAAACCGAUGGCGUGUCAUAAUAACGUUCUAGUUCAGUUUCUUUAAAAAAAAAAAACCAACGCACAAACCCACUCUAACCAAAACAAGAGGACCUAAUAAUGAACACUUUUACUAAAAUGUUCAC
Molecule: messenger RNA, 5034 nt
Organism: Porites evermanni
Lineage: Eukaryota; Metazoa; Cnidaria; Anthozoa; Scleractinia; Poritidae
Source: the annotation of a GenBank genome assembly